UCUUCUGCGCAGAGCUAAAAGUCACACUCCCCCCUAAUUCCCUUUCUUUAUUCAUUUUUUACAUUUUAACUUGAUUUAUUUUUAUUUUUAUUAUCUCUCUAUCUCUCUCACUGGGAAAAUCCUGUCUGGUUUUACGCCGGUUGGCUUUGAAACCGCUUUUCUCUUCUCAUUAUAAUUCCAACUCAACACAUUCUUGUACUGCUCUCUACUUAACCCCAUUUCUCUUCUUUCUCUUGCAUGCAUUGUUGUUCAACCGAAGGUUAAACCUUUAUUUAUGAUAAUGGCACAUUGUAUCAAUCUCAUUAACCAGCUAAGCUUUGUCAUUAUCGUAUUCUGUUUGGUAAUUGGGCUGUUUUAAUUGAGUAACGCUUGAUUUUGUUAAGAAGAUUUCAGAGAAGGGAAAACUCAGGAAGAGACUCUGUGUGUGUGUGUGUGUUUGCGCGUGCAAGUGCAUAUAUAAAUAUUAUAUAUAUACAUAUAUUCUUGAUGGCUCCGGUGACUAACUGGCUUUCGUUUUCGCUUUCUCCAAUGGAGAUGUUGAGGUCAUCGUCAUCAUCUGACUCUCAGUUUUUAAACUAUGACGGUUCCGCAGCUGCCCCUCACUACUUCAUCGAUAACUUCUAUGCUAAUGGUUGGGCAACCCCCAAAUCUCAAGUGUUCUUCUCCGAGGAGGAGAGCGGUGAAGCUAAAGAAUUUGUACCAACUAGCGAUGUGGAUUCAACCCUUUUACCAACCUAUGAUAUCCACACUCAAACCCCGACUCACCCAGUUCCCAAACUGGAGGACUUCUUUGGCGACUCUUCGUCAAUAGUUCAUAGCCAAACCGAGACCCCGGACUCGUCCUUGACUCACAUCUAUGACCAUUGUUCGGCCUCCGCUUUCUUUAAUGAUCAUCAAGAUCUAAAAGCAAUUGCUGGGUUUCAAGCCUUUUCGGCUAACUCGGGAUCGGAAGUUGACGACUCAACUUCUAUGGGUAGGACAACUCAGCUUGCUGGGGCUGAGUUCAUUACUCACUCUAUUGAGUCCACUGGGAGCGAGUUGGGCUUCAGUAAUUAUCUUUCUAAUGGCGGUUUGUCUCUGGGGGUUAAAAGUAAUAAUAAGAACAAUGUUAGUACGAAAGAGAAGGCUAUUGUUUCGGUCGACUCUGAUUCAAGCAAAAGGGUUGCUGAAACUUUUGGUCAAAGGACUUCGAUUUACAGAGGAGUCACUAGGCACAGGUGGACUGGCAGAUAUGAAGCGCAUCUUUGGGAUAACAGCUGUAGAAGAGAGGGUCAGGCGAGAAAAGGGCGUCAAGUUUACCUUGGUGGGUACGACAUGGAAGAUAAAGCAGCUAGGGCAUACGAUUUGGCAGCUUUGAAAUAUUGGGGACCUACAGCAACCACCAAUUUUCCUGUAUCAAAUUACACAAAAGAGUUGGAGGAGAUGAUGAAUGUUACUAAGCAGGAAUUCAUUGCUUCUUUAAGGAGGAAGAGUAGUGGUUUUUCGAGGGGAGCUUCCAUAUACAGGGGUGUUACAAGGCACCAUCAGCAGGGUCGUUGGCAAGCUAGGAUUGGCCGUGUUGCCGGAAACAAAGAUUUGUACCUUGGGACAUUUGCUACCGAAGAGGAGGCAGCAGAAGCAUAUGAUAUAGCAGCAAUCAAGUUCCGUGGUGCAAAUGCUGUGACCAAUUUUGAGAUGAGUCGAUAUGAUGUUGAUGCUAUUGCCCAGAGCACUCUUCCAAUUGGCAGUUCUUCUAAGCGCAUGAAGCUUGCACUCGAAACCGAGCUCAAACCGACUUGUAACCCAGAUUUGCAACCACAGAGUAGCAGCAGCAGCAGCAGCAUUAACUUUGCACCUCCUCAUCCAGUUAAUCCAAUCCCUUGUGAAAUCCCUCUUGAUGCUCUGUAUCAGCAAAACUUCUACCAAAACUUCCAAACCUGUAACUUUGGCAAUGCCAACUCUCCUACUUCAGUUGCACCCAUGCCAGGUCGAAUGGGGUUCUUGCCUCAACCAUCCGAGGUCUAUUUCUGGUCUCACCCACCGUCUAAUCACCCCCAACCUUAUUGAAGAAGCUUUUACUCUUACCGCAAAUGGAAUUCAGCUAACAACAGCAGCAGGUUUUUUCUUUUUUUUUGGUUUAUCAGCAUAUCCUUACAGCUGACUGGUACUUCAACUGUCUCACCUUAAAUCUAGCAUUAACCUUUUGAAGUAGUAGUAAAGAAAGACGGUAGUUUUUAUGCAAUGUGAAGGUUGUAGUAACAUGAGUAGGAAGUUGGGUUUUGUAAGUAACUUGUUACUGAUCCAUCAGAUGGUAAGAAGAAAAGCUUGUUGAACUAGCUGCUAUGAAAAUACCAAAUACUUUCUAUAAAUGAUCCUUGGUUGGUUUUGA
Mangifera indica (mango) is the source of this 2368-nucleotide messenger RNA. RefSeq names its product AP2-like ethylene-responsive transcription factor AIL6. NCBI's taxonomy places the organism in Eukaryota, Viridiplantae, Streptophyta, Magnoliopsida, Sapindales, Anacardiaceae. Bases 487 to 2046 code for a protein of 519 amino acids. Gene Ontology annotation, molecular function: DNA-binding transcription factor activity; DNA binding. The record is from RefSeq and is a predicted model, not a curated record. The transcript is spliced from 10 exons. Gene Ontology annotation, biological process: regulation of DNA-templated transcription.